UAUCAGUAAUAAUAGUAAUUAGUGUUAAAUGUUAAAUUAUUUCUCUUCUGAAUCACCCACAAUAAGACUUUUAGUACAAAUGUGCCAAACUAAAUUUUUUUUGUAAAUACUCACUGUGAUUAAUUGUUACAAUGCACAAAACAGAAGUUGACAUACCACCUAGCAUUCGAAAACGUCUAAUUCAUCUUUUUGGACUUAUAGAAAAAGAAUUUGAGUCUGUGUGCCAGGAAAAUGUUGUACUGCAGGAAAAAGUGGAGUCACUCACUGAAAAAGUUAACGAAAAGUACUUGACAACUGAACAAUUUCAAGUAAAUUCUAAACAAAAACCACCAACUGGUCAAAAACUUAAAACCGCAGAGAAAUUAAAAGCACAAACCAGUAAAAUUGUUUCUAGUUUUAAAAGUCCUUCAGCUGCUAAUUGUCAGUUUGUGAAAGAAUAUGGUGGUCACAGAGAUGGUUUGUGGGAUUUAGCGUUACCUCAUACUGGACAGCCCGUCAUUGGAACCUGUUCAGCAGAUCACACCGCAAGAAUAUGGUGUAUUGAAACUGGUACACCACUUUUACAGUACACUGGUCAUAUGGGAUCAAUUAAUUCCAUAAAAUUCCAUCCCAAUAAAGAUUUAGCUCUCACAUCAAGUGGUGAUCAAACUAUUCAUAUUUGGCAGGCAGCUGUUAAUCUAGAUAAUUUAGAAUAUGUUGGUAUACUGGAUUACCGGUCAGCAGUCAUAUAG
Messenger RNA from Diuraphis noxia (Russian wheat aphid), 731 nucleotides. It is a transcript of the gene Wdr37, whose product is annotated as WD repeat domain 37. The record is from RefSeq and is a predicted model, not a curated record. NCBI's taxonomy places the organism in Eukaryota, Metazoa, Arthropoda, Insecta, Hemiptera, Aphididae. Gene Ontology annotation, molecular function: protein binding.